AAGACAAAAAAAAAAUAUUAGUAAAUAAAGAGCAGAAAAAGGUUAAGAAAUGGAACAAGAAGUCAGAGAGUCGAAAAGUCUGCCAGAGACUUUUGAGUUUCAGACUUUCAGCUGCUGUUCUUUCGUCUCGUAGCUGCCAAAAGAGCAUCUAUCUCUCUUUCUCUCUGCCCAAAUCAAAAUGAGGGUUUAAAGUCAACGGCGAGAAGAUGAGUGCUUCAAGGUUAAAGUGUGUCAUCGUCGGUGACGGCGCCGUCGGCAAGACUUGUCUACUCAUUUCCUACACUAGAAACGCUUUCCCCACCGAUGAUGUGCCAAAUGUUUUUGAUAAUGUCAGCGCCCAUGUGAUUGUCGAUGGGAGCACCAUCAACUUGGAAUUGUUGGACACUGCAGGACAAGAUGACUACAAUAGACUAAGACCAUUAAGCUAUCCAUUUACUGAUGUCUUCUUGCUCGCAUUCUCUCUCGUUAACAAAGCGAGCUCUGAAAAUGUUGCUAAAAAGUGGGUUCCUGAACUCAGACAUCAUGCUCCUGAUGUUCCCAUCGUACUUGUUGGAACAAAGCUCGGUUGGUUAUUUUUAUACUUUUUCUUCAUCUGUUAUCCUUCAAAAAGAUUAACAGAUUCUCUUUUAGAUGCUCGAGAUGAUAAGCAGUACUUUCUUGAGCACCCUGGAGCUGUGCCUAUAUCUACUGCUCAGGGCGAGGAACUAAAAAGGCUUGUUGGAGCUUCUGCUUAUAUAGAAUGCAGUUCAAAGACACAACUGAAUGUUAAAGCUGUCUUUGAUGAGGCCAUCAAAGUAGUUCUCGAGCCACCCAAUAACAACAACAACAACAUUAGUACAUCUCAGAAAGGCUGUUCCAUAUUGUGAUUCAAGAAAAGAAUAAACACGAAUCAACAGUUAACUAAUCAUUGUUUCCGAGUGCCCAUUUUCUCUUAUUUCCCAUUAAACAAGAAUCUGUUGUUUGUAGUCCUAAAAGUAGACAUAUAAGAACUCAUUGCUCAAGUAUUGAAACUUUGGGGUUGUAUCUUUGUGUGCACUCUGUAUCUUUAAAUUCUUCCUAAGUGUUGACAUUUGCUUCGA
Messenger RNA from Brassica napus (rape), 1079 nucleotides. Its product is annotated as rac-like GTP-binding protein ARAC3. Gene Ontology annotation, biological process: actin filament organization; cortical cytoskeleton organization; regulation of actin cytoskeleton organization. Gene Ontology annotation, molecular function: GTP binding; GTPase activity; protein kinase binding. Lineage: Eukaryota; Viridiplantae; Streptophyta; Magnoliopsida; Brassicales; Brassicaceae. The record is from RefSeq and is a predicted model, not a curated record. Gene Ontology annotation, cellular component: cytoskeleton; cytoplasmic vesicle; cell cortex. Bases 207 to 866 code for a protein of 219 amino acids. The transcript has 6 exons.